Molecule: messenger RNA, 417 nt
Organism: Ustilaginoidea virens
Lineage: Eukaryota; Fungi; Ascomycota; Sordariomycetes; Hypocreales; Clavicipitaceae
Exons: 2
Coding region: 1-417 (138 amino acids)
Source: RefSeq, a predicted model, not a curated record
AUGAAGUUUUCCCUGGCCACUCUCACCGCCAUGCUCGCCGUCGGCGUCAUCGCCGCCCCAGUCGAUGCUGGCGAGGCCGACGUAAGGAGCUACACUCGCUCGAGUGAGCAUCCGCCCCCUCCCGGUGGUGCGAUAGUUUACGAUCCCGGCUUGAGCCAUGUCGUCAAGCGGUCGUCUGGGCCCCCGAGCAAAGAAGGAGGCGAAAAGGAAGCAAAGAGAACCGAGGCGGUUCCGUGCGACGAGAAGAAGAAAAAUGACUGCCUGGCGAAGUGGAAGUGCGAUGGCGAGAAUGACACUGGGCCAAACUUCUUACAGUGCAGGCUGUGCGAAAUCUAUACGUCUGAAUGUGCGGCAAAAGGCCCGCAGCACGAGGGUCCAUUUCUAGCAGGGCCUGGAAUUCCACCAGGGCCCGCGUAG